This is a messenger RNA of Eurytemora carolleeae, 2663 nucleotides long. Its product is annotated as nose resistant to fluoxetine protein 6. Gene Ontology annotation, molecular function: acyltransferase activity, transferring groups other than amino-acyl groups. The coding region runs from base 57 to 2495 and encodes 812 amino acids. The transcript has 2 exons. The record is from RefSeq and is a predicted model, not a curated record. NCBI's taxonomy places the organism in Eukaryota, Metazoa, Arthropoda, Copepoda, Calanoida, Temoridae.
AUCCUACUCAUGAAGACAUCUUUUAGUUAUCUAGUUAUAAACAAACAAGAAGCUACAUGGGGAGAUUUUGGAUAUUUUUACUAGGCAAUUUGCUAUCUAUCAGUUCUGCACAGGAUCUAAUAGAUCCGGCCCAGUUUGCUUGGAUUACUCCUCUUCUCGGAGAUAUAUCAGAGGAGUGCAGGAAUGCCAGUGAACAGUAUAGAGAUGAUCUUAUCGCUACUCUCCAAUACGGAAGCUUGACUGAAGCAAUCACAAUGUUUGAUUCUAAUGGACGACUGCCGAUGGAGGGUUUUCUAUCUGAUUAUAUAGAAAUUCCUAUUGAUUUGUGCGCUGAUACUGAUGAAUGCUUUCUGCCGGUAGCACUUAGUACUAUUACUCUCAAACUCCCUAUUGGAUUCUCAAACCAUCCGGGACAUUUUGAAGGAUGUCUGGGCGUCAAAGAAAUUGAAACAAAAUACUGCGCUGUAUCUUUGAGAACCCCAUCAAGCAUGAGUGCAUUUCCUUUUAAACAAACUCCUGCAUAUCAGACUCCAUCAUUGAAAAAUAUUGCCAGACUUCUAGAUGAAUACACAAGCAUUAAAAGAUUGUUAAACCAUAAUAAUGUAUUUCCACUGGUAGAUGUAUUGGAUCCAGAGAGUAUAAGCAAGUAUAAAAAAAGUUUAUCCAAUUCUAAGAUCACAGAAGAAGAAAUAGAUAAAUUAAUAGAUAAGAUACUUUUAUUCUUCAUGUCACUGUAUGCUACACUAUCAAGCCCAAGUAUAGGUAUGUGUUUUCCACAAAGCUGUACCACCUCAGAUAUCAAUGAAAACUACCAAGUUCUGACUGAGCUAGCUUAUGAAGAUGUUAUAAUUACUAUAAAUGGAAACCCAUUUCCUGUUUCUUUGAAUGCAAAUCUUAGCAUUAUGGCAGAUGAUUAUUUUUGUUAUACAAACGACGACAGAAGUAAAAUGCCUGAAAAAUUACCUGGUCUAAAUAUUUUCUUCUAUGUUAUCUACAUUGUUAUUGCAGUUCUCAUUUUAAGUGGAACUGCUUAUGACAUUUUUCUGGUCAAAUCAGCAACUCAAAAGAAAACAAAGAACUUCUCUGAGAAAUUUGUGUUAUGUUUUUCAGCCUAUACUAAUGGAAAGCAUCUUAUGUCUACUAAAUCUGUUGGGACAGAUCAUUUGGAUUGCUUGAAUGGUAUUCGAUUUAUAAGCAUGACUUGGGUUGUGCUCGGACACAGUUUUUUAAGUGCGUUCAAUGCAAGAAAUAUUGGAGCAGCCUUGGAACUAUUUACAGGUGGAGGAGGGUUUGCUUUUGAAGCUAUUGUCAAUGCUUUACCCUCAGUGGACACCUUUUUUCUAAUGUCUGCCACACUCACAACUUAUAUUCUUUUAAAAGAGCUUGAGAAGGCAGGCUCUGAUCUUUCCAAACAUACUAUAACAUUCAUUAUGUACUAUGUUCAUCGAUAUCUACGAAUAACUAUGCCGUAUGUGCUGAUCAUGGGUGUUGUUAUUGCUGUCCUACCAUAUCUUUACUCUGGCCCUGGCUGGGUUGCUAUUGCCUAUGAAUCUGAUCAAUGUAGCAGUAUGGGUUGGGCAAACUUGCUGUAUGUGCAAACAUUGUUGAACUCAACAAUGAAUAGUGCUUGUAUGGGAGUUACAUGGUACUUGGUAGAUGAUAUGAUAUUUCAUUGGUUGUCUCCAAUUAUUGUUUAUCCAAUGUUUAUUUUCUUCUGGAGAACUAAAAAACAUGUUCUUGGAUUAUCUUGGUGGUUUUUUUCCAUGACAUGCUUUACUGCAGGAGUUUUCUACAUAGCAUAUUCAACUCGACUUCCACCAGUUGAGGGUUUACAGUUCCCAACAUUAGAGACAGAUUACACAUAUAAAGUAGAAUUCUACUUUGUACCUUGGGCUCGUUACCAGGCAUAUCUAGUCGGAAUCCUCCUAGGGUAUAUUCUUCAUCAUACGCGGGGAAAAGCAGUGAAAAUAAAUGAAGUUGUCAACAUAAUAAUGUGGCAAGUAGCCUUCCUAUCGGCUUUUGCAGUUGUAUAUGGAUUAUAUGACGCACGGGUUACUUCAGAAAUAUCACUCUUCAGUGCCACGAUGUACAAUACAUUUCAGCGAAUAGCAUGGAACUGUUCUGUGGCUUGGGUUAUAUUUAGCUGUGUGAAAGGAUACGGAGGAAUUGUGAAUGAUUUCCUCUCCUGGUCCUUUUUUGCACCAUUGGCAAGACUCACAUUUUGUGCAUACCUGAUCCAUAUGAAUUUAAUUCAGAUGUUUGACAACUCUGUUAUAAAGUCUUUUCCUUAUGAUUUCAGCAUGUGGACAAGUGUUUGGUUUUUCCUUGGUUCAAUGAUGAUUACAUUAGCUGUAGCAUUUGGACUUGCUCUUGUAUUUGAGUCUCCAAGUGUUCGGGUAGAAAAACUAAUCAUUACAACACUUCUUCAACCUAUUCUUCAGAAUCAAUCUCAACAUAAGAAACCAGGAUUCCCAAAGAAAAAAACACCAGGCUAGCAGAAAUGGAGAGGGAUUAAAGUAUCAAGAGAAGAAAGAGCAUGAAGAACAUAUCAAAACUGAUAUCAAAGGGGACAAUGAAGUGUAAGAAAAAGAAUUGUUAUGUAAUCAUUACUUUGUUUCAGAUUAAUAUAUGCAUUUUUAAUCAUAAAAAAAUCAUGAUAAAUU